This is a messenger RNA of Tripterygium wilfordii, 832 nucleotides long. RefSeq names its product heat stress transcription factor B-2a-like. The transcript has 2 exons. Gene Ontology annotation, biological process: regulation of transcription by RNA polymerase II. Gene Ontology annotation, cellular component: nucleus. The record is from RefSeq and is a predicted model, not a curated record. The coding region runs from base 110 to 703 and encodes 197 amino acids. Gene Ontology annotation, molecular function: RNA polymerase II cis-regulatory region sequence-specific DNA binding; DNA-binding transcription factor activity. Lineage: Eukaryota; Viridiplantae; Streptophyta; Magnoliopsida; Celastrales; Celastraceae.
UUCAUUGUUGCCAGUAGUUUCCACAUAGUUCUUAAGAAGGUGAAGAAGCAAUGAGAAGCUUUUAGGCACUAAUCAACAGAGAUCAAGGUGAAUAUAUAGGCCAGGGUUUAUGGCAAGGAAGCUGUCAGAGCUUAAUGAGUCUCCAAGGACUAAGAAUCCUGCUCCAUUUUUACUCAAAACAUAUGAUUUGUUGGAGGAAUUCAGUGGAGGAGGCUGCGGCGGCUGUGAUGAGAUAUUGAAAAUUGUUUCAUGGAAUGCGGAGGGGACUGGAUUUGUUGUAUGGUCUCCGGCCGAGUUCUCGGAGCUUACCUUGCCCAGAUACUUCAAGCACAACAAUUUCUCCAGCUUCAUUCGCCAGCUUAAUACCUAUGGGUUCAAGAAGACGUCGUCGAAGCAAUGGGAGUUCAGGCACGAGAAGUUCCAGAAGGGAUGCAGGCACCUACUAGGUGAAAUCAGCAGGAAGAAGGCGGAGCCGAGUGCGUUUCCAGCAUACCUGAAGGCUGCAGAGGAAAAGAUGAAUGCAGUGGAGGAGGAAAACAAUAUUGGUCACGAUCUCCUAAUGGAAGAGAACAAGAAGCUAAGGAGAGAGCAGCUGGAAUUGCAGAUGCAAAUAGCAGAAUUCAAAGCAAUAGAAGUUAAGUUGUUGGAGUGUGUUGCUCAAUACAUGGGAAACAAUCACAAUAAAGUUAGGAGGCUAUUUUAGAUGCCAACAUAAAACUUGAGAUCCUAGCUUUGCUGGAUCCUUUUAAGAUUCCAAAGUGGAUGAUUGUCUCAUUUUACACUAAAAAUAAUUCCGGAAAAUAUUUUGAUAAGACAGAUUUUUAUUUCUCAA